GACCUGGGAGGGUGGGCGGACUUCAUCCCCCUAGGCCCUUCCACCUCCCCGAUCCUGGCUUGGCCCCCACGCACACUCUGCCCCAUCCCCACGCAUCUUCCGGGCUGGUCUGGGCAGCAAGACCCUAGCAUUCAAAGCUUUGAGUCCCUCGGGGAGGGGGGAGGGGAGGAAGAACAGGUGAAGCAGGUGUGGAGAGGCAGCAGGUGUAGGCGUGUGUGACACAGGACUAGGAGUGAGUCUGGAGUGGGAGGUGUUACGUGUGUAAGAGCACCUGUCGUCCUGUGUGUCUGUGUAUGUAUAUGUGCGCCUCCUACAGCUAGUUGCCAUGUGCCUCGAGCUUUGGUGACAGCCAGGGUGAGUGUGAUUGCAUGAGGCAGUGCAAUUUUACGGACUUGCCAGAUGUUUGUGUGUGGUUGUGUAGGACCCUGGUCGCACUAGUGAAGUUGUUUUGACCGUGUGUCUGUUGAAUGUUCAACUGUGUGCCUUGAAUGUUUCUGUAUGAAGUGGCAUGCAGCUACCGGUGCAUCAGGACCUCACUGUAUGUCGGUUCAUCCCUUUAUCAGAUUGCUGGAUGAGCAUCCUUUUGUGUUUAGUGAUUGUGGGGCUGUGGGUCAUUUUAGUAUUUGGUGCUGGCGUCCCUCAUGCAUGCUGCCUGCAGUGGGGUCUCUGUGGGUGUUGAUGCUCUUCUGCCCUCUUUGCCUCUCUGUCUUCCUGGUGUUGGUGAGGAUCUUUCGUGUCCCCAUCAGCUCCCUCCGUUCUCUGCACAUAGCUCAAGGACCCGGACAGGGACCCCACCACCCAAACAGCCUGGCUUGCAGAAGCAUGCUGUGGUUCCAGCCCCUGGCCCCUGGGGAGAGCCUUUCAUCAGUCCUGGGUUGCUGCCUACCAGGAGAAUUACUCAGAUCAUCCUCAGCAAGAAAAGCUCCUUUAAUCAACAACAACCCUUUUAGAACUUCACCCAAACCUCAUUCUCUUGCUUUCCUUCAGAGCCAGAUAGAAGUUACCGCAUGCCCCGCCCCCAGCCACUUCACUGCCCGCUUUGCACAGGGGCGGGGGUCUGCGAGGCCAAGUCCAUCUCUGUAUUUGUAGAGUCCUAAGCUUGGUAGGUGGACUUGUGUUUGUGUAAGUGACCCUGCCACCUUUGUGUACAUGUUCCUGUACGUCUCAUUGUGCAGUCUGCUCAAGAGCUCCAACCAAGAGGAGGGAGGCCGUCCCUCUCCUAACAUGAAACAAAGCUGGACAGUUGUGGAAGUUGGUAAUCCUUGCCUGCCUUAGUGGAGUCAGGUUAGACCAGGGAAGCAGGAGGGGGCCAGGGUCUUGGGCUUUGAGAAUAACUCUGUACUCCUGACUGACUUUGUUGGGAAGGCCCCAGUUGCAAUGUCAAGACCCCUAGAAGGAAGAGUGUUCACCCAUGUAGAAUCCGGAGGCCCUGCUGCCCGGUCUACUCUGCACCCACCAUCAACUUGGGCUCUUGUAAGAUAGUCCGGGUCCAGGGGCCCCCAUCAGCAUGCUGUUGGUUUGCUUUCUGCCGUGAUCCUCCCCUCAGUGAAUGAUAUCUUCCUUGCUGGGCUUCUUUAUUUAUGUUUAAUUUAUUGGGAGAUAGCGUUUUGCUGCUUAGUCCUGGCCUUAAACAUGUAGAAAAAGGACUUCCAGAACCUCUUUGUAAAGAGAAGGUUAUCUUGUAACUGGAGUAGGCGGUUUGGAGCCAGAGGGGAGUCGUUGUCCGCGGUGCUGAAGUGUGCUCCAGCCCUCCUCUUUCCUCUGCCGGCGGGAUUUGGGUUGGGAGAAGAGGCUGUAUCUCUGUCAUCUUAAAUCAUAACGCUGGCAGCAAAGUAGUCUUAAAAGUUAUGGUCCAGAGCAUCUUGGAUAUACCCCGACCAUGCCAGUCUUGCUCCAAGCUCAAAAGAGUUGAGAAAGAGUGUCUUAGCAGGGAUAGGGUAAGAUGUGCCCUCCCCCUCCCAAUUCUUCACUCUUACCCACCCAGUGGGGGCCGUUUGCUACUCAGCGGGGAAGGCUGCGCUCAGCGCUUAGCAGCGACCGCAUCUGAAAAGAGGCAGAGAAGGAACAGUACAAGCUGAGUUGAGUUGGGUUCUGACUGGCCAUGCCCCAGGGCCUGGAUCCAGGAUCUGCAGUCUUGUUUCUUCGGCGAUGAAAGUAUCGUUCCUGGGUGUGCAGCGCCCCCGUGUGGCUAAAGUGCCCUGCAUACAAAGCUAAUUCCUUGUGGGCACCGUUUGCCGACGAGAUCAAGUGGACAAGGUAUGGAGUUUGAGGGUAAUCGUCUCCUGUUAAAUGUAUGCUCACUCGCCCGCCCCUCCCUCACACAGUGGAAGAAAUGGUAUUUUACGUCUUCUAUGGCAUUUCCCAGGAUUUUGAAGUGUUAGUUGGUGCUGGAAGGAUUUGCGUAGGGUUUUAGUGUCAUCAAUGAAUUCUAGAAAGGGGCCUGAACAGAGAGACUUAGCAAUGAGGGGGUUCUAUUUGUCACAGCUGGCUGGCAGCCAGCGUAAGAUGGUCUAGCGUUUUUAGAAAGAAGACUCAAAAGACUACACCAGACAUAGUUUUAAAAGGGAUCCGGAGCCAGGAGGCACAUAGCCUCGCUGCCUCUUCACCAAGAUAAUACAUUGUCCUUUUUCCUCCCUCCUGCUUUCUCUUCCAUUGGCCCAGGAAGUGUGGAGAGUUGCCAUGACAACUAUGUCCUCUCACCCCUCAGCGUCCCUGUGCUAAUAUGGGAGGUGGGGGUGGGGAAGACAGCCGGAAGAGGGAUUGAAAUGGAGCAAUAAAAGGUAAAUAAGGUCUGCCUGGUGUAGUGGUUUACAUCUGUAAUCCCAGCAGUUGGGAAGAUGAGACAGGAGGAUUGCCACGAGUUCGAGGCCACCUCGAAUCAUGUUGCAAGUGCCAGACAAGACCCGAUCUGAAAUGAGAAAUAAGCCAUUCAUCAUCCAGUCCUCCAGCUUUUCCCAAAACUCCUGUGAACCUCUUUUCCUUAACAGAAAUCCAGAAGACGUUUGGAGGGAAAGCUGUGAGGAGAUAACGCCUGCCCCCUGCCACACCCCCACCUCCGAGAGCUUUGGGGGUGGGUGCAGAGAUCACGGUGCUCCUGUGAGGUCAGCAACCUGCAGAUGGGAGGCUCGGGGUCUGAGGCACCCCGCCUGCCAGCCUUGCCCUCUCGCACCACCCACUCUAGUGGGGGCGGCACCGCCCUCAGUCAGGGACCUUGGGGGCGGAGCUUGGACACACUGCUCUCAGCCGAGCCAUGAACCGCUGCCCCCGCAGGUGCCGGAGCCCGUUGGGGCAGGCAGCGCGAUCCCUCUACCAGUUGGUGACUGGGUCGCUGUCGCCAGACAGCGUGGAGGAUGAGUUUGAACUAUCCACCGUGUGCCACCGGCCUGAGGGUCUGGAGCAGCUCCAGGAACAAACCAAGUUCACACGCAAAGAAUUGCAGGUCCUGUACCGAGGCUUCAAGAACGAAUGCCCCAGCGGAAUUGUCAAUGAGGAGAACUUCAAGCAGAUUUAUUCUCAGUUCUUUCCCCAAGGAGACUCCAGCACUUACGCCACUUUUCUCUUCAAUGCCUUUGACACCAACCACGAUGGCUCUGUCAGUUUUGAGGACUUUGUGGCUGGUUUGUCCGUGAUUCUUCGGGGGACAGUAGAUGAUAGGCUGAACUGGGCCUUCAAUUUAUAUGACCUUAACAAGGAUGGCUGUAUCACAAAGGAGGAGAUGCUUGACAUCAUGAAAUCCAUCUAUGACAUGAUGGGCAAGUACACAUACCCUGCGCUGCGGGAGGAGGCCCCGAGGGAACAUGUGGAGAGCUUCUUCCAGAAGAUGGACAGAAACAAGGAUGGCGUGGUGACCAUUGAGGAAUUUAUUGAGUCCUGUCAACAGGACGAGAACAUCAUGAGGUCCAUGCAACUCUUUGAUAAUGUCAUCUAGUCCCCCAGAGAGAGGGGUUAGUGCGUCCUGGGGGUGACCAUGCUCUAGUCCUAGUCCAGGUGAACCUAACCCCUCUCUCCUCAGGUCUGUCCUCAUCCUGCCUUUACCCUGGAAGCUAUAGAGAUUCAAGGUCCUGGGGCUUCAGUGGUCCAGAUCCCUGGAGCUAAAUGGCAAGAGUAGGCAGAAUAUAUCUGGGGUGGGGAGGGUUCCCAGCUCCCGGCAGCUCUUACCCCCUUCUCACCUGAUACCCAGUGCUGAGGACACCCCUGCUCUAGGGACUGAGUGGUUCUCCACCCCCCAACCCCACUUUAGAAACGACACUAGACAGAAUGUCCUCCUGCUAUGGUGCUUUCCCCAUCCCUCAUCUCACAGUUUCCCUCUAAGACCCCCAUCUCAGAGAACAUGCCAUGUCCAUUUCCCUGGCUGGCUCUUCAGCCAGCCUUUGAGGGCCCUGGGAAGGGGGAGGAACAUGACAGGAAAGCAGAAAAAUCUUGGCCCUGCCUGAGCCAGUAGUUAGGUCCUAGGAAUUGGCUAAAGUGGGAAACCGAAAGCCUGGGCAGAUUAUGAGUCCAGGUGGGGCUGUCAUUGCCAGGUUCCAUGGGUCUGCUUUCCCGGGCCAGCAGAAUAUGAGCUUCCAGACUUUCCAGAAGGCCUUAUGUCCUUAGCAAUGUCCCAGAAACUUACCAUGCACUUCUCAGUGUCUUAGGAGAGACUAGGAUCCAGAUGUCUGUUUCAUUCUGAGUCCUCUCCCACCUCCUUGCUUGUGUGGCUGGGGGAGGAUGAGUGGGAGGUUUCCUGGAUGAUGCCUGUCAAAGUCCCAUGCUACCUUCUGGCCUCUCACCUUCUGAUGGCUGUGACUUCAGUUUCUGUUCUCCAUGACCUCUGAAUGUAAAGGUCAUGGAGUGAGUCAGGGAUUUUCCCCCAACUUGAGUCUUACCACUCGUCCUAGUGGCUGCCUUAGGGGAAUGGGAGGGGGAAGAAGGCCACUACAUCUGAACCCAGUGUGGGGGCAUUCAUUAGAAUCUUUGCCCAGCUCCCCAUAAUGCCCUAGGAUUCCCUGGGGUCCCUUCUCCCUUUGUUUAGUCUACCCAGAGAUGCCCCUGAGCUCACCUAGAGGGCAGGGACCUAGGAUCCAGGUCCAACCUUACUGUCAGCACCCUGAGAUGCUGCUGUCCCCCUCUUACUAUACCUGCUUGUCUCGUUCAGCUCGCCUUCCCAGUCAGCUAGGGUCUGAGGGGAAGGCCCCACAGAGCCCCCAUCCCGUCAGACAUUGUUGACUGCUUUGCAUUUUGGGCUCUUCUACAUAUUUUGUAAAGUAAAAAGACACCAGAUCCAAUAAAGCACACGGCUAUGCACAGCCUGCUGUCUCGGCUUCUCUGUCCCCCCACCCUACAAACACCCCUUGAUCCGACGACGUGCCUAUAGCCCUUUAAACCACCAGGAGGGUGCUU
Molecule: messenger RNA, 5379 nt
Organism: Psammomys obesus (fat sand rat)
Lineage: Eukaryota; Metazoa; Chordata; Mammalia; Rodentia; Muridae
Gene: Kcnip2
Product: potassium voltage-gated channel interacting protein 2
Exons: 8
Coding region: 3251-3928 (225 amino acids)
Biological process (GO): regulation of potassium ion transmembrane transport
Cellular component (GO): voltage-gated potassium channel complex
Molecular function (GO): potassium channel regulator activity; calcium ion binding
Source: RefSeq, a predicted model, not a curated record